Messenger RNA from Morus notabilis, 2520 nucleotides. Its product is annotated as receptor-like protein 9DC3. Lineage: Eukaryota; Viridiplantae; Streptophyta; Magnoliopsida; Rosales; Moraceae. The record is from RefSeq and is a predicted model, not a curated record. The transcript is spliced from 2 exons. Gene Ontology annotation, molecular function: protein binding. Bases 1 to 2520 code for a protein of 839 amino acids.
AUGGUGUUCUUUCAGUUGUUGAGUCUCCUUCUCUUCUUCCUUUUUUCUCCAUCAACCUCUUUACCUGCCCUGCCUUCUCCCUUUGCUCGUCCUUCGCCACUGUCUCAUCCCCAUGAAAGCACUGCUUUGCUUCAGUUCAAGAACUCCUUUUCCAUAAUCAAUGAUAGUUCUUAUUGUGAUAAGUACUAUGGAAUAAUUGGUAAUCCUAAUAGUACAAUGUCUUGGAAUAUGAGCAGGGAUUGCUGCACAUGGAGUGGAGUCACAUGUGAUGAAGUCACAGGUCAUGUCAUUAGGCUUGAACUUGGAUGCAGCGGGCUCCGAGGCAUUAUCCACUCCAACAACAGUUUGUUCCUUCUCACUCAUCUUCAAACUCUUAUUCUCUCCCAGAAUUAUUUUAGUGGCCAAGUCCCUCUAGAAUUCUCUUACUUGUCUCGUUUGAUUACACUUGAUCUUAGUAGUUGGAGCAAUGAUUUGAGACUAGAGACUUUUAGUUUGAAACGAAUUGUUGCAAACUUAACAAGUUUGAGAGAGUUGUCAUUGAGUGGUGUCAAUAUGUCUUCUGUAGCUCGUAAUUCCUUCAUGAAUUUGUCGGAGUCACUGAUAUCUCUUGAUCUUAGUGAUACUGAAAUGAAAGGGGAAUUUCCAGGAAAUAUUUUUCUCCUACCAAACCUUAAAGAGCUCGACCUAUCGUACAAUUAUAAUCUCACUGUGGAAUUGUCUUCAUGCAAUAUCACUGGGUUCCCACACUCUUUAAGAAUAUCAGUGGAUUCUAUCAACUCCAUCACCUACGUUUUGCCCAAUACCCUUCGGUAUUUGCAAUUGUCUUCAUGCAAUAUCACUGGGUUCCCAUACUCUUUAAGAAGCUUGGAAAAUUUAGAAUACUUGGACCUUUCCAGCAACAGAAUUGAUGGGAGUGUUCCCCAAUGGUUGUGGAACGUUGGGAAGGAUUCAUUGUGGAAUCUGAAUAUUUCUCACAACCUCUUAACUCAUAUUGGGAAAAUUCCAUGGAAAAGUCUAUCGUAUAUUGACCUUAGCUCCAACAGGCUUCAAGGUCAUCUUCCAAUUCCACCACCUUCAACUUCUCUGUUUUCAAUCUCAAACAAUCAAUUGGUUGGAGAGAUACCUUCUCUGUUUUGCAACCUUACCCCGAUUGUAGUUCUUGAUUUGUCAAACAACAGCUUGAGUGGGAACAUCCCACCAUGCUUUGGAAAUUUUAGCAGAAUCUCUGUUUUAGAUUUGCGAAUGAAUAAGUUUCGUGGAGUGAUUCCUCCAACAUUUGCAAAAGGAAACAGCUUGAGGAAUCUUAACCUCAACGGAAAUUUGUUGGAAGGGCCGUUGCCUCAAUCUUUAGUCAAUUGUGAAAGGCUGGAAAUUUUGGAUGUCGGGAACAACAAGCUGAACGGGUCAUUUCCCCAUUGGUUGGAAUCUCUUCCGGAGCUUCAAGUUCUUAUAUUGAGAUCUAACAGACUUUCUGGUCCUCUAAGUAAUCCCAAGGUGAGAUUUCCCUUUCAAAAAUUGAGAAUCAUGGACAUCUCUAACAAUGAUUUCAACGGUACUUUGCCGACACAAUAUUUUGAGAAUUUGGUGGCCAUGAUGGAUGCUUAUGAAGAUUCCUUAGUGUACAUGGGAGAACGAGAUGUUGGUGCGAUCUAUUAUUCUGUGACAGUGACAAUUAAAGGAUUCGACACUGAGCUAGUGAAAAUACAAAAACUGUUCAUAACCAUUGAUUUCUCAAGUAAUAGCUUCACAGGAGAGAUUCCAACAGUGAUCGGGAAGCUUAAUUCACUCAAAGGCCUUAAUUUUUCUCACAACAAGCUAUCCGGUCUUAUUCCACCAUCCUUGGGAAACUUGAGCAACCUUGAAUGGUUAGAUCUCUCAUCAAACGAGCUUUUUGGAAACAUCCCAUUGCAACUAGCUGCAGAUUUGUAUCAACUUCAAAUAUUUAAUCUUUCCGAUAACAAAUUAGAGGGACCAAUACCUCGCGAAAGGCAAUUCGAUACGUUCAACAAUGAUUCAUACCACGGAAACGUGGGAUUAUGUGGAUUUCCUCUGUCUAAAUCAUGCAGCAAUGAUGGUGCACAACACGAUCAAGGUGGUGAUGAUGAUGGAGAUCACAACAAUGGAAUGAUUGAUUGGAAGGUGGUGAUGAUGGGACAUGGAAGCGGAACGGUGAUCGGAAUAUCUGUCGGAUACAUGAUCCUUUUCAGCAGAAGCUUCAAUUAUUGGUUUCACAAAAGAUUUGGAAGGGGACGACGCCGCAAAAUCAAUGCUCGCUUAAGACAAAAGAGAAGAUUAAACUGGAAGGUGGUGAUGAUGGGAUAUGGAAGCGGAACGGUGAUCGGAAUAUCUGUCGGACACAUGGUCCUUUUCAGCAGAAGCUUCAAUGAUUGGUUUCACAAAAGAUUUGGAAGAGGACGACGCUGCAAAAUCAAUGCUCGCUUAAGACAAAAGAGAAAGAUUAAACCAGCAAGCAAAGGAAAACACAAUCGGGCCAUGAGAAGUAAUGUAAGUUUGUAUUGA